Brassica oleracea var. oleracea is the source of this 646-nucleotide messenger RNA. RefSeq names its product autophagy-related protein 8i. Gene Ontology annotation, biological process: cellular response to nitrogen starvation. Bases 87 to 434 code for a protein of 115 amino acids. The record is from RefSeq and is a predicted model, not a curated record. The transcript has 5 exons. Lineage: Eukaryota; Viridiplantae; Streptophyta; Magnoliopsida; Brassicales; Brassicaceae.
AUAUAAUUUUAAUCGUUUUGGGUUCGUCUCUCUCGAUAAAAGGGUAAAACGCAGAAGCGGCCCGACGAAGAAAUCAGGUAUCAAAGAUGAAAUCAUUCAAGGAAGAAUUGACGUUGGAUGAAAGGCUCGCGGAAUCGAGGGAGAUCAUCGCCAAGUAUCCUACUCGGAUUCCUGUAAUUGCUGAGAAGUAUUCUAAGACCGAUCUGCCUGCAAUCGAGAAAAAGAAGUUCCUGGUUCCACGAGAUAUGUCGGUUGGACAAUUCAUCUACAUCUUGAGUGCUAGAUUACACUUGUCUCCUGGUAAAGCCUUGUUCGUCUUCGUCAACAACACUCUCCCUCAAACUGCUGCUCUGAUGGACUCCAUCUACGAGACUUACAAAGACGAAGAUGGAUUCGUUUACAUGUGCUACAGCAGUGAGAAAACCUUUGGCUGAUACCACCACACCAUGUUUGUACAUAUACACUUCUUCAUAAGCUGUUGUUGUUGUUCACUACUUCAUAAGAGCUUGUAAGCUUAUGUUGACUACCGCUUGUUUUACCCUUGGUUCAUCUCCAACAACUAUAUAUGUAUUUUUCCACAAAACGCUCUCUUUGUCAUCAUUGUUCAUCUUACCAAGAAAGCAAAAGACAAUUGAUUGUGUUGCUA